AUGGAGACCCUGGAAGGAGCUGAACUCUGUUUUCCACACCUCCUUAACGCCUCCUGCAGGAGGCCGACACAUCCUCGCUCUGAAACCUACAUCCUGCUGUCCUCCAUCUCUGUGCUCACUGUGGCUCUCAAUCUGCUGGUCAUCAUCUCCAUCUCCCACUACAGGCAGCUGCACACCACCACCAACCUCCUCCUCCUCUCUCUGGCUGUCUCAGACCUCCUUGUGGGCCUCCUGAUGAUGCCGGUUGAAAUCGUCCUCACAGGGGCCUGCUGGCUCCUGGGUGACCUCCUGUGCACUCUGUAUUACGUUGUAGAAUUUAUCAUUACCUCUGCCUCAAUAGGAAACAUGGUUCUCAUAUCAGUCGACCGCUAUGUGGCUAUUUGUGACCCUCUGUGUUACCCCACCAAAGUCACUCCGAGGAGAGUUAAAAUCUGUGUUUGUCUCUGUUGGAUGUGCUCUGUUUUCUAUAGUAGUCUCCUUCUAAAUGACCAGCUGAUGAAACCAGGCAGGUACAAUGUCUGCUAUGGAGAGUGUGUGAUUGUCCUUAGCUACAUAGUAGGAUCUGUUGACCUUCUUUUUGGCUUUCUUCUUCCCAUCACUGUGCUCAUAGUUCUGUAUAUGAGAGUGUUUGUGGUGGCUGUGUCUCAGGCUCGUGCCAUGAGAUCCCACGUUGUGUCUGUCACUCUGCAGCCUUCAGGGACUGGAACUGCUAAGAAAUCGGAGAUGAAAGCAGCCAGGACUCUUGGUGUUGUCAUAGCUGUGUUUCUUAUAUGUCUCUUUCCAUAUUAUUGUGCCUCUCUUGCGGGCCAUGACACCUUGAUCACUGCUUCAUCUUUGGCCUUUUACAUCUGGCUGUUCAAUUGUAAUUCCUGUUUAAACCCUGUGAUCUACGCCUUUUUCUACCCCUGGUUUAGAAAAACUAUCAAGCACAUAGUUACACUUCAGAUUCUGCAGCCUGACUCCUGUGAGGCCAACAUACUGUAG
This is a messenger RNA of Myripristis murdjan (pinecone soldierfish), 984 nucleotides long. Its product is annotated as trace amine-associated receptor 13c-like. The coding region runs from base 1 to 984 and encodes 327 amino acids. Gene Ontology annotation, biological process: G protein-coupled receptor signaling pathway. NCBI's taxonomy places the organism in Eukaryota, Metazoa, Chordata, Actinopteri, Holocentriformes, Holocentridae. The transcript is spliced from 2 exons. Gene Ontology annotation, molecular function: trace-amine receptor activity. The record is from RefSeq and is a predicted model, not a curated record. Gene Ontology annotation, cellular component: membrane.